This is a messenger RNA of Suricata suricatta (meerkat), 1132 nucleotides long. RefSeq names its product SH2 domain-containing adapter protein B-like. The transcript has 2 exons. Lineage: Eukaryota; Metazoa; Chordata; Mammalia; Carnivora; Herpestidae. The record is from RefSeq and is a predicted model, not a curated record. Gene Ontology annotation, molecular function: phosphotyrosine residue binding.
GGUGGCAAGAAACUGCUCAACAAGUGUGCCUCCUCGGCCGCAGAGGAGAGUGGGGCCAGCAAAAAGGACAAGGUGACCAUCGCUGAUGACUAUUCUGAUCCCUUCGAUGCCAAAAAUGAUCUCAAGAACAAAGCAGGAAAGGGAGAGAGUGCUGGCUACAUGGAGCCCUACGAGGCCCAGAGGAUCAUGACAGAAUUUCAGAGGCAAGAAAGCGUAGGGUCCCAGCACAAAGGCAUCCCGUUAUACGACACCCCUUAUGAACCCGAUGGCCAAAGCGUGGACUCAGACUCAGAGAGCACGGUCAGCCCCCGACUACGGGAGAGCAAGCUGCCCCAGGAUGACGACAGGCCCGCCGACGAGUAGGACCAGCCCUGGGAGUGGAACCGGGUCACCAUCCCAGCUCUGGCAGCUCAGUUUAACGGCAACGAGAAACGGCAAUCAUCCCCUUCACCUUCCCGGGACCAGCGGUGCCAGCUUCGAGCUCCUGGAGGGGGCUUCAAGCCCAUCAAGCAUGGGAGCCCUGAGUUUUGUGGAAUCUUGGGCGAAAGAGUGGAUCCUACUGUCCCCUUGGAAAAGCAAAUCUGGUAUCACGGAGCCAUUAGCAGAGGAGAUGCCGAGAACCUUCUGCGGCUCUGCAAAGAGUGCAGCUACCUUGUCCGGAACAGCCAGACCAGCAAGCACGACUAUUCCCUCUCCCUGAAGAGCAACCAGGGCUUUAUGCACAUGAAACUGGCCAAAACCAAAGAGAAGUACGUUCUGGGUCAGAACAGCCCCCCGUUCGACAGUGUCCCAGAAGUCAUCCACUACUACACCACCAGAAAGUUGCCCAUCAAAGGGGCUGAGCACUUGUCUCUCCUCUACCCAGUGGCUGUGCGGACCCUCUGAGCAGGCAAGCCCCACCCUGCUCUGUGACAGGGCUCAGACUUGGAGGAGCCAGAGGCCCCUCGCCCACCAGCCCGGCCACUGUUGCAGGCCGGGUCCAGUUUGUGUCGUGUGUAUGGUACUAGCACACCACUGCAUGUCUCUAGGAUGCUGUCGCCACUUAACGGGAGCUGGAGAAAGCCUUGGUAAAGACUGAAGGACAGCCAACACGCCACCCCAGCCCCCAGCCCCACCCCCUACUUGAGUUUCU